AGACACCCACCUGCCUGGUGUCUCGGGACAUUGUGUUUGACUUGCAAAGAGAAAUGCAGACGUCAAGUUCCCAGUGUCCUCUCCGAGGUGGAGGAUGUGAAGCAACGACGCUUAAGAAAGUGUUUAAAAUCCUCACACUCUUUGGAUUCCUCAGUGCGUCUUACUUUGGAGUGCUGCUGCUGUACAACGGGAUCCGCGUCUCGAGUCCCCAGGCCCCGCUUCAGCACUGGGGGUCCACUGGGAAUGACAAGCUGGAGACACAGGCAUUUGUUCAACAGGUGCAGCCGAACAUGACGACCCCAGCCCCGAGUGUCCCCCGGAAGGAGGGGACAAAGCCGACGGAGGGGACCACGCCGACGGAGGGGACCACUCCACCGGACAGGACACAGCCGUGCCCCGAUGACCCCCCGGCUCUCGUCGGUCCCCUCAGCGUGGACUUCAGUCAGAAGCUGACUCUGGAUGAGGUGCGGCAGAAGGUGAGCUCCUCUCUGCGGGAGGGAGGCCGCUACCAGCCCCCGGACUGUGUCUCCAAACACAAGGUUGCAGUUGUCAUUCCAUUCCGAAACCGACACGAGCACCUGAAUUACUGGCUCUACUACCUCCAUCCUAUCUUGAUGAGGCAGCAGUUGGAUUAUGGCGUGUAUGUCAUCAACCAGGAUGGGGAUGGAGUGUUUAACCGGGCUAAACUGAUGAAUGUGGGCUAUGUGGAAGCCCUUAAGGAUUACGAUUAUAAUUGCUUCGUCUUCUCUGACAUAGACCUGGUUCCCAUGAACGACCGGAACCUUUACAGGUGUUUCGACAAUCCCAGACACCUGGCUGUGGCAAUGGACAAAUUUAAUUUCCAGCUACCGUACAAUAACUUCUUUGGUGGGGUUUCCUCACUGUCCAAGGAGCAAUACCUAAAGAUUAACGGCUUCCCGAACACUUACUGGGGCUGGGGCGGCGAGGACGACGAUAUCUUCGGGCGGAUCGGCCUCCGCGGGAUGUCGAUUUCUCGCCCCGACCUUCAGACAGGAAAGUACAAGAUGAUCAAACACGUGAGAGACUUGCACAAUGAGCAAAAUCCAGCGAACCCUGGCAAAUUAAGCCAAAUCGGGGGGACCAUGGAUAAAGAUGGGUUUAACACCCUCAACUACACUGUCAAGGAGAUUGUGAAGGACAUUCUGUACACUUAUAUCACUGUGGAUGUUCAGGCUCCGCCAAGCUGAAUGAAAGGGGAACCUGUAGAUUCUGGACUGAACCACUGUCUCUCACAAGCAUCUUAAUAACCACUGUGUGUGUUCAAGAGGGCAAAGUGUUACUGAAAAACACGAUGAAGUGCAGAGUUUAUUUUAUUUUACUUAUACUUGAUAAGACAUCAUCCAUCAAUUUCUUACUGUCUCACAUCUCUUGUUCUUGCUGAUAUAACUUAGUGCUCAUACCUGAACAAGGUGGAUACAUGUUAGGUUUAGGCGGAGGCUGUGCUGUCAUGGCAGGGACUUUCUUUGGACAGUUGCACAAUGGCAGAGGAUUAAAAGACUAUUCUCAUGUGUUCCAUUGGUGUGUAAAGUGGAACAAGGGUCAAUUUGUCCUAGAAUCCAUAAAAUAUCACACAUCGCUCAUUAAAACUCAAGAUAUACUGAAUUUAAGUUCUUUUAAUGCACAUCUAAGAGCCAACGCAUCCAUCUAUUUUGGUUUUGAAAAACAGCAUUAAUUACCCAUAAUCCACUGCAAAUUAGACUUAAUUAAAGAAGUAAAUCGCCCUGCAACUGAUUUAUAGAGACGUUUUUCUGAGAAGUCCAUUGCUGGAUCUAUACCACAAGUCAAAAUUGAUGUGAGGCUGCUCCUAAGUAGGUGACGGGAUCGUCAAUAAGGUGGGGAAGGGCUUUGAUGUUUUAUUUAUCAUUUAUAAACUUUUAUUUAUGAUGUGGCCAUGAUGACAUCCCAAAAUCCAUGCAAUAAAAAGUUUUAUUUUGUGUGCUUUAAUGGGCUUGUUAUCAUUUUCUGGGUACAGAAUGAUAAAAAAUAUCAUUUGAAUGGCUGUGGUGUUAUUGUUCCUGUUUUGCAAUGAAAGGUAUGACCCCUGUACUGUCCAGAACUGCGAUUACAGUGAUUAGAACAUGUAGCAAUUAAACUGUAAGUGAACAAUUA
Pleuronectes platessa (European plaice) is the source of this 2130-nucleotide messenger RNA. RefSeq names its product beta-1,4-galactosyltransferase 2. The record is from RefSeq and is a predicted model, not a curated record. Gene Ontology annotation, molecular function: beta-N-acetylglucosaminylglycopeptide beta-1,4-galactosyltransferase activity; cytoskeletal protein binding. Gene Ontology annotation, biological process: protein N-linked glycosylation; carbohydrate metabolic process. The transcript is spliced from 2 exons. Lineage: Eukaryota; Metazoa; Chordata; Actinopteri; Pleuronectiformes; Pleuronectidae. Bases 54 to 1208 code for a protein of 384 amino acids.